Messenger RNA from Leptopilina boulardi, 1322 nucleotides. RefSeq names its product rh5-interacting protein-like. The record is from RefSeq and is a predicted model, not a curated record. Bases 94 to 1074 code for a protein of 326 amino acids. The transcript has 10 exons. NCBI's taxonomy places the organism in Eukaryota, Metazoa, Arthropoda, Insecta, Hymenoptera, Figitidae.
UUGUCGCUUAGAAUACUUGCAAAGAAAAAACAUUUUGCAAAAAUUUUAUUACUUACAACAGUUGUAUUUCAACAUUUACAAGUCUUCAUCAAUAUGUCUCCAAUCUUUACGUUUACAUUACUUUUGGCCAUUGCUGGAGUUCUACCCCAAAAACCAAACGAUGAACAUCAAUGUGGACCCAAUGAAUUAUUUAAUGAGUGUGGAAUUUCAAGAAAUUGUCACAACACAUGUCUCAUUUUAAAUAAUUCAAAUUGUCUUAAUGACACGGAGUGUCAUCCUGGCUGUGAAUGCAAAUUUGGAUAUGUAAGGGACCUUAAGUUCAAUAUGUGUAUUUUACCUGAAGAAUGCCCAAUACAAAGACCUCAACAGCUAAACGAUCAAUAUCAAUGUGGACCCAAUGAAGUUUUUGAUGAGUGUGGAAUUUCAAAUUGUGAAAGCACAUGCCAAAUAAUUGAAAAGAAUUGUGUUAAUAACAUAGGGUGUCGUCCUGGCUGUGGAUGCAAAUUUGACUAUGUAAGGGACCUUGAGUCCAAUAGCUGUGUUUUACCUGAGCAAUGCCCAAUAGAAAGACCUGAACAACUAAACGAUCAAUAUCAAUGUGGACCCAAUGAAGUUUUUAAUGAGUGUAUAAUUUCUGAUAGUCAAAGAACAUGUCAAAUAACUGAAAACUAUGGUAUUUAUGAGAUAGGGUGUCAUCCUGGCUGUGAAUGCAAAUUUGAAUAUGUAAGAGACCUUGAGUCCAAUAGCUGUGUUUUACCUGAGAAAUGCCCAAUAGAAAGACCUGAACAGCUAAACGAUCAAUAUCAAUGUGGACCCAAUGAAGUUUUUAAUGAGUGUAUAAUUUCUGAUAGUCAAAGAACAUGUCAAAUAACUGAAAACUAUGGUAUUUAUGAGAUAGGGUGUCGUCCUGGCUGUGAAUGCAAAUUUGAAUAUGUAAGAGACCUUGAGUCCAAUAGCUGUGUUUUACCUGAGAAAUGCCCAAAACAAAGUAUCCAGCAAAGGGAAAAGAGAUCAAAAAAAUUAUUUCGAAGACGAGAAUGGCCUCUGUUAUGGAAUUCACUACCCAAAUGUUGAAAAAUGAGUAAAAUAAAAUGAUUCAGUUAAUUAUAUAAUUUUAUAAAUAAUAUUCUGGACAAAUAAACAAGAAGACUGCAACUGUAAAAAGUUUAUAAAUCUUUUCUUUUAGUGAUAGCUUGGGCAAACUUUGGGUCAACCCAUAUUGGCCCCAACUGGGAUUUCCCAAAGUAAUCCCAAAGUGAAGUUUAUUUGAAUUUGCUGUUACAAAUCAGUAAAAAUUGAUAAACAUCAAUAUUUUUUAAACA